This is a messenger RNA of Branchiostoma belcheri (Belcher's lancelet), 1301 nucleotides long. RefSeq names its product thiamin pyrophosphokinase 1-like. The transcript has 10 exons. The coding region runs from base 194 to 967 and encodes 257 amino acids. Gene Ontology annotation, molecular function: ATP binding; thiamine binding; thiamine diphosphokinase activity. Lineage: Eukaryota; Metazoa; Chordata; Leptocardii; Amphioxiformes; Branchiostomatidae. The record is from RefSeq and is a predicted model, not a curated record. Gene Ontology annotation, biological process: thiamine diphosphate biosynthetic process; thiamine metabolic process.
UUCGUUGUUAUUGCCGGAAAUUAUAAGAUGAUGCGCUAGCGUUUGUUAUUCAUGUUGAUCGCAACAAUGAUUUAGCGGCCAGGAUCACAACGCCAACCCGUGUCCUGAGUGGUCCGACAGGUUUUGCCAGGUGAUGUCAUCUACAGGUCCAGUGUAGCGAAGGAAAAUCUACACAGCACUUGAAUAGACAAAUAUGAGUUCUACCAGUCCAACAGUUACAGAGUUGACUCCAUUGGCAUGUUUGGAUCCCCAAAAUAAAGGUGUAAGAAUUGCUCUCAUUGUGCUGAACCAGCCCCAGUCACUAGAUGUCCUCGCUGUGCUGUGGACUAAAGCAGCUGUUCUGAAAGCAGUUACAGAUGGAGGGGUGAACAGACUGUAUGACGCCACAAGAAACAACCCAGAAAGUUGGAUUCCAGACCUUAUUACAGGAGAUUUUGACUCUGCAUCAUCUGAGAACUUACAAUACUACAAGGACAAGGGCAGUGAAGUAAUUUGUACACCAGACCAAGAUCACACAGACUUCACAAAGUGUCUUCAACUUGUCGUUCAAAGAAUGCAAGAAAGAAACAUACAGGUGGACUAUAUUGUCUCUGUGGGGGCAUUUGGAGGCAGGAUGGACCAAGUCAUGGCCAACAUCAACACUCUGUAUGAAGCUCGCUCCCUCACAAGUAUUCCUGUCAUUCUACUGGAUGAAGUGUCCAUGGCUUUUUUGUUGUCUCCAGGUAAGACAUUACUGCAUGUGCAGACCGGUGGGGAGGGGGAGUGGUGUGGACUGGUGCCUGUAGGUGGAACAUGCCCACAUGUCACCACAACAGGGCUCAAAUGGAACCUAAAUGAUCAAGCCCUGAAGUUUGGUGAACUCAUCAGCACAUCCAACACAUUUGACCAAUCAGCAGCUGGCCUGGUUACCGUGGAAACCAACGACCCUCUGCUCUGGACAAUGGGGGUGAAUGUCCAGAGGUCAUAGAAGCAACAAAUUAGCACCAUGCAAUACUCUAUAUUUUAUGAAUGUACAAAUGUAAUAUCUUUUAUAAGAAGCAAUGGGACUGAUGAUGAUAUUCUUAGCAAUAUUUUUUCCCUCCCAUGAUCUUACAUCUAAGAUGUCUGGUGCACUAUCUAAAUUCAAAGAAAAAAGGGCACUUUAACAAGGAGUUUCGGAAAAGAGAGACAAGAAAUUAGCUGUCCCAAACUUGGCCGUGCACAAACCAGGACGACCAAAAGUUUCAAAAGAAUAAAGAUUUUCAAAGGUACUAGGCACUACAAUCGUGUUCCCAUUUUGGGGCCUUGGCCAAACAGCAUGC